CCAAAGAAACAUAUCCUCUUUUUCCCUCUCUCGACCUAACCUAACCUGCCGGCCCCUAUUUCCCUAGUAACUGAUUAGUUGCGUUGGCAAAACACUUUGUUAAUGGCCAACGCUGGGUUUGUAUGUGCGUAUGCGGGAGAGUCAACAGUAGUAGUAGUGGCAACGGCAUAAGGUCAUUGACCACCUAAAGUGUACCUCCUCUCUUCCUAAGGUCAUUGGUCAUUGUCACCUAGCACCUAGCUGAAGCCUUGUGAAUAGAAAGGAUAUCAACAAAGAAAACAAUCCUAACAAGCCCUUAGUUGUUGCCUCCACCAUUUAUUCAUGUCUCAUGUCUUCGCCCCAGAUCGACAGCCACAUACACACCCUACUACGAGUUAGUUAGCUUAUCACAUCAUCACCGACGCCGUCCCCGUUUCCAAGGAUCCUUCUCUCUUCAGAUGCCAGACCCCUGAGGCCUUGGUGAUCGUUGUAGCGAGAGCUCGUGUAUGCUCCCGAACCGGGACUCCGCUCUUUGAGCUGUCCGUCCUCCCCACACACCGACACGCUCUGCUUGGCUACUACCGUUUGCGAAGAACAUGACAGAACCUAGCAGCAGCUAUCCUUCUCCCUCUGCCUCCCAAAAUGACCGGUCUUCCCUCCAGACUACAGAUUCUUCAGCUACGCUGACAACCACCACUACAAGACAGGCGGAGUCUACGAUGGCAACGAAUUCCCACGACGAUAGGGCAGUGGAAGCAGCAAGAUCAAACCUCAUAGCAGCUCCAGGAGCACACCUACCUGAUGAUGGUAGUUCAUCAGCAACCGCCGUUACAAGACAGGCUCGAAAACGAGCAUACUCCAUCGACGUGGACGAGGCGAAUCAACCCCGAAUCCAAGAUCUUCGACUUUAUACUCCUAAUACAGCAACAUCAAAUACAACCGAAGGGCUUAGGGACCUAAUAUGUCUCUGUACAAAAGCACCCAAGGUUCCUAGGCCGCGUAACGCAUUCAUUCUUUAUCGACAGCACUACCAAGGCCAGGUCGCCGCCCGGAAUCCGGGACUAGCCAACCCAGAGAUAUCAAAGCUCAUUGGCGAACAGUGGCGUGAGCAACCCGAAGAGAUAAAGAAUAAUUGGAAACGGCUUGCAGAAGAGGAAAAAAUUCGACAUCAGCGUCAAUACCCCGACUACCGAUACCAGCCUAGGCGAGGGGGCAAAGCUUCCGGCAGCAGGCCCAUACCGGCGACUGGCGAAGAUCCUGGUCACUGUCCUAAGUGCGGUGGACGUUAUAUCGCGACACCAAGGACACCAUCCACUCCUUUCAGUGCCGCAACACCGGAAGGUGCCGGGCCGGGCCUUAAUAUGCCGUCCUAUGCGAUACCAAACCCAAGAGUGAUCGAGACAGACCACUUACGGCGUGGAUCAGGUUCAAGCAGCAUGUCUCUUGAUAGCCAAGAACGUCGAUAUAUACCACCGCAUAUGCAAAAUAUCGAUGAGGACUACCCGAUGAUGUCGCCAAUAGGAACACCGGUGGAUACAAAACGACGUCGAUUCAACGGGCCGAACGUAUUCACUCCGGGAUCGCCACCGAUGGGCUAUAUGUCUGCCGAUCCACGAUACCACCGUCAACCGCUCGCCGGUCCACCACUGUCAGCAACUGGAUAUGGCCCUGGGCCACUACCUAGACUAGGUAGGCAAUGGCAAAUGGUCGGCCAGCCUAAUUAUCCUCACAUGCAACCACCACCGCCGCCGCGUACGUCAAUGACAUACCAAGCUGCUUCGACACUAACUCGUCAUACCUCUGCAUUUGAUGAGUCUCUCCGAUUGCCACCGCUACAAACACAGGUCCCAGGCUCGCCAGCCAUAAGCUCAGGGCCAGGACCGGCACGCGUGCCCCCUAGCGUUCAAUCUGGGCAUGGGCAUGGCCAUGGCAUUCCAAAUAGUGCCAAUGCUCCCCCGAAGCAACCGCAACCACAACAUGCCCUACCAAGAUGGUCAUUCCUACUGAAGCUGGAUGUGCUACGCUCGAUUAGCUCGCCCCUGAAGCCCCCUAGCCCGGGAGGGCCGUUGUUCGAAACGCGAGGCCCUCUUAUCGCCAUCGAAGGUGCGGCCCCAGCCAUACUGAAAGAAGUGGCGGUUGUAGUAGAGAAAGCGUUGUCUGUUUCAGGAGAAUAUGCCGUAAAGACUUGGACAGAAGAUACCCAGACCCAACUAAGACCGGUAGAAGCAGAUGGAAGGAAUAAUAGUAAUACCAGCGAGAACGAGCAAGUCAUAAGAGAAAACAGCCCACCGAGAGGGUCGGGGCUCUUAAGUCCCCUGGCAACUUAUGUUGCAAAGAUGCUGAAAUGGCACAAGAUAUCCGAAGAACUUAUAAAAUACAUCACCAGCCACCCGCCGCCAACAAGCACGACGCACGGCGAGACGGGAGAGAAUUCCAUGGACGUCCAAGUAUCGCCCAAGACCAAGCCCCGACUUCCGGUUGCCGUCGUGUCCGACGGCUACAGCCUGACGGUCUCGGAUAGAUACGCCAGCUCGCUGCACGUAAACGACGCCUACCGCGCCGACGACCACUGGCAGUGGCUAGCGACGCUGUGGCGAGGCAUCGUCGGCCCCGACCUAACGAUAUACGUCAAGCGGACCGCGGAGGCAGAGGCCCAAGGAAACAGCCUCUUGGAGUUCGCCAACCCGGCCGUCAUGGUGCUGCACGUGGCGGAGGGGGCCAAGGGGGUAGACGAGAAGCUGGAGCGGCGGCUCGGCUUCGAGAUCAUGGAGUGGGUGCGCAGCGGGAGUUUCAAGGCGGGGUUUGUGCUGCCGCCGCCGCCGCCGCCAGCAUCGCGUUCGUGAAUUUUACUCGAUUGGGGGGGGGGGGGGGGGG
Molecule: messenger RNA, 2853 nt
Organism: Daldinia decipiens
Lineage: Eukaryota; Fungi; Ascomycota; Sordariomycetes; Xylariales; Hypoxylaceae
Exons: 2
Coding region: 576-2822 (748 amino acids)
Biological process (GO): anatomical structure morphogenesis; cell differentiation; negative regulation of transcription by RNA polymerase II
Molecular function (GO): DNA-binding transcription factor activity, RNA polymerase II-specific; RNA polymerase II cis-regulatory region sequence-specific DNA binding
Source: RefSeq, a predicted model, not a curated record